AUGGCGAGGACGUUCGGCUCGGUGCUCCAUUUCCGAUCACUUUCCGCCGCGGCGACUCCUUCGGAGUUUCUCUUCCCAGUGAAGCCGCUCGCAGGUUCCCUGAAGCUCGGGUCGUCUCGCCAAUUAUUCCCUUGCUUCACCUCGGUGCCUCGCCAGAAUACUUGCCGUCUGACUGUCUCUGCUGGUGCCGCCACCCUGAAGCAAGCGGAGACGGAACAGUUCCCGGUGGAUGUCCUCGUCACCGAAACCAAAUUGCCGCACUCGAGUGUGAGUACGCCGACCAACCCUGGUCCUUCUAUGCUCACAUUCUGGUUUGACGUCUGGAAUUUUCACUUAGGUCUGGUUUCAUCCAAUUUCUUCAUGAAUUUUUCAUGGGGUCCUGUAGAACGGUCCCCCCAUUGCUGUGGUAUAUAGCCUACUCUCGUUUUUGCUUGAUAACUGUAUCCGUUUUUCCAUAUACGCCUCAAUUAUUUCUCUUCUCAAGUUUAUCACUUAUAGAUGGAAACUGGGAAAUAACCGAAUGGUGACGUUUGAGUUAAAAACUGGGAAAUGAGCCUCGAAAAGGCAGGAAUUUUGUCAAAAAAUUUGGAUUUGACGUGUGGAUUCGCUUAUAAUUUGAAACUUAAUAGCUUUGCCCCUGUAACAGAGUUCCACCAACGUAGUUUCGUUAUAUGCACUUUCGACAAUUUUGAGCGCUCAAACUGACGGAUAAAUGCUCAUUUUCUCUUGGCAUUUAGCUUCGUUGGUAAAUUCUAACAAGAUAUCGGUGGAAAUAGUGGAACAGCGAGAUUAACCCAUCUAGUAAACGAAACUUUCUGACAGAGAAAGUAACCAUUAUUGCUUCAACAUAUUUAUCCUCUACAACCCAUGCAUAUGCGAGAGAGAAAGAGAGACCAGGUGUAAAGGACAUGGGAAUAGAUGUGUGAAUAACCAACUGAUAGAUGUCAAUAGGUGCUAGCAUUAGGAACAGAAUGAUUUUUUUGGUAAAGCCAUUUUUUCUUGUCUACUUCUUUUCUCGCAAUAUGUAAAAAGGCCAUGUUUCGACUUUGCACAAGGUUAAAUCAGAAAACAUGGCAUACCAAAUGAAUGUUAAGAUAAUUUUCUGAACACUAAAUCUGUCUUUUUAUGAAAAUAAAAUUCUUUUUAACGGUUUUCUACGGUUUUCUACUUCUUUCACUUUACACAUGGCUGCUUGGGACAAAAAAAUGAAUAACAGUUGGUUCCUUCGUUUUAAAAGAAGAAUACAUCAUAAUUCUGCAGUAGCAUGGAAAAAAUAUUGUCUUCUCCAGAAGGUGAAAUUUUACAUUUUUUCUACAAAAUUUCUCGUCAAGAAUCAUUGUGAUAUAUAGUGUUCACGAAUUUACUUCUUUUAUCAGUUCUUCAAUGCAUAGGGACAAAUUGUUGAGUUUUAUGUGUCAGUCAUCACUGCUCAUGGAUUUCCUGUUUAACAGUCUAAGAUUUGAUAUCUCCUUUCUUUGUUUUUCUUGUUUGCCUCUGUAGGUUAAACUCAGUGUUGAAGUUCCUCCUGCUAUAUCAGAGGAAUGCUACAGAAAAGUUUUAGGGGAGUUUUCAAAACGUGUAAAGGUAUAUUCCUGCGUUGAGAUUUUAUACUAAGUUGUGUGAUUGUUGACGAUAUUUUCAUGGUCCAUACUAAUCACAAUAUAUGAAUAUUCAAUUACUUAUUUAUUUUAUCCUCUUUUCUCCUCUUUUUUAACCUUUAUCUAGUGUUAAAAAUAAUUACUUUUUUUCUUCAUUCACAAAUUUUAGCUUUCUAGUUCUUUUCUGUAGAUGCCUCCCUUCCAAAUUAUCAAAAUGCAAUAUAAAUUAUUAAAAUUCAAUCUGUAACACAUUUUUACUUUUUUCUAUUUAUGCAAUAAACUAGAACGUAUCUUGUCAGUUCAUCUGAUUCUUUAUGAUAAACCGACUGUUAUAAGCCUAGACUACUAACAAUAUUUCACUUUUCCAGACUCACCCUGUCGUAAUCUUUUAGUUAGUUUUCAUGCCACAGUGUCCAAUCAUUUCCUCUACUUUAGUUAUGCUUGCCAUCUAAAGAGAACAGCACAGAAAACAUCAAAUUACUUUUACCUUUCAGAUUCCUGGAUUCCGUCCUGGAAAGAACAUUCCAGAAAAUAUUCUCGUAAACUACAUCGGGAAACAGCAAAUCCAAAACACAACUAUUGAAGCGAUUCUGAAGAAGACCCUUCCAAAUGCCACUUCCAAGGUAAGUCCGAAUAGGCAUUAUUCUAUAUUUUAGACUUGUUUUAAAGCUGCUAACACUUUUAUGUACAGAACUCAUUCGUGUUAAAUCAAAAGACUGCAAACAUUGUAUUUCUUGAUAAUCUUUUCUCUAAUUUUCUCUUCCACUUUUAUUAAAAUUGACCGAAAUGGACCAGUUAUCCAUUACUGAAAUAUUUGUUGACUUAGAAUAAAGCAUUAUGGUCUGCUUAUUUCUAGUUUAUAUCACUUCCAAACGGUUGCUGCUAGAAGUAUAGAAGCUGUUUUUCAUGGAAUUUCUAACAGUUGUGUGUUAGGUGAAAGGAAGGGCAUUGAAGGACUCCAUUCGGAUUGAUACUAAGUUCUCUGAGAUGGAUGAGAGUUUUUCUCUUCAAGAUUUUUUCAGGUGUUCAUUCCCUUAUGCUUCAGUUUUUCCCAUGCAAACUCCAGCAAAACUCACAUUUUUUGUCUUAGGCAUCAAUUUUUUUUUCUAUUAUUUUCUAUUGUAUCCGUUUUGUUGGCAUUAGGAUUUUUAUCAAUAAUUCAUCCAUGAUAGAAAUUCAUAUCAUGGAAUCUUGACCUCGAUUUCAGUUCCUUGAGCUUGUUUUAGUUUAAUGACAGUCCUCAAAUCCUAGCUUCUAUUUAGUUUGGGUCCUUUUUCUUGAUUGUCCAACACCAUUUUUUUAGUUUAAUACAUGCUAGGCCAGACAUGACAGAAAUUUUGGGCAUAUCUUUGUCCUGAAGACAGAAUAUUGCCUCUUCACAUCCACAGGUGUACCAUACUUCUCACUGGUGGUGUGAUAUGUAAUUUUUUCCAUCUCUCAGGGUGUUAUUUCCGUUAUGUUCCAUUGACAGCGGGGAAAAUAUGUUCAUCAAAACUAUCCGAAGGAAAAAAAAAAACUAGGAUUCCUCCUAAUUUUCACAUAUCCAGCAGGGGGUCCCCAUGUCAGGCAUAUAGUGACCUGGUCACUUUGAUGUAGUUACUCAUGUGAAAUCCUAGGCGCUUGUCAUUUGAAAGUAAACGCCCCCACCCCAGUUCCCUCGCUCUAUUGGACAAAAGCUUCGAAAGAAGACAAGGCCCUGACCAGCCGCCCUGCCCCUUUCUUUGCCCCACCUGCAUCAAGAUCAUCUCCAAAGACGAACCUCAUAUAUGACAAGUUGUACCAUGUAUAAUCCUUCCUCCUGAGAUUGAAUGACUUGUAGACUGAAGUAUGAUCUGUCCUCACUAUCCCAAUUUUAUCCCCAUACCCCUAUCUGUAUUUUGUGGGUUAAUCGUUCUGCAUGACGAGUAUGUUUACCAAUCAUACACCCUCCUUUGCACUGUCAACCAAAUGUAAUACUUGAGCGUCCAAAACUAGAUAGUAAUGAUUUAGAUAGAAGUGACUGCAUCCUGUACCCUUUUGAAGUCAAAUGUCUCGACCAUGCAGUAUAUGCCUGGAUCUUGAAUGUUUCAUUCAGCCAUCCUUUCGCAGUCUAUCACUCCUGAAAUUGUACUUCAUUACGUAGAAGAUUUUAAGACUUCCUACUGAAUAUUUGAAUACUUUUUCAGGAGUGUUCCAAGCUUAUAUGAUGUUCGUUGGUCUUCUUCUCUUCUUGUUAUAGAUAUGAUGUUCUCGUUGAUAUCGCUCCUGAGGUCAGAUGGACAUCUGAGAAUGGAUACAAGGACUUAAAAAUUGUCGUUGAAAUAGACAAUGCCAUAACAGCUGAAACUGCUGCUGAGGGGGAGUUAAGACGCCGACAGAAGUCCCUGGGAGCCUUGAAAAUAGUAACUGAUAGAGGACUACAGGUGUCUUCUUAUUCUUUGGCAUUCCACUGAUAGAGGACUACAGCACAAACGUCUUUAAUAGAAUGAUAUGAUAUUUCAAAGUCACAUAUUAUAGGAAUUAUUUACUUAAAAAGGUUUGAACCUUUAGUUAUAAUUUGAAAAUUUCCAGGUUGGUGACCUUGUCGUCAUUGAUAUAUUUGCAACAACAGUCAAAGAAGAUGAAUCUGAAGGUGAAAAGAUUCCAUCUGCAGAGACAAAAGGUCCACCUGGCUACUUAUCAGUCUGUGCAUUUUAGAGUUUUCCCAACACUUCUGCUCUCUGUUUUAAAGAUUAGGGACCAUGCAUUGCUUUCCUGCGUAAUUUUCAGAACACAUUCUUUAUGAUUACUCUUCUACAUGUGGAGAUUAAUUUAAAUUUUAGAUACUGACAGGAAAAAAAUAGUGUGUAUUUCAUGUUAUUUAUAAUCAUGCAUACAUACUACUUGUUUACUACCAAUGUUGCAUCAUUUCUGCUUUGUGGUUGCUACUUCUGUAAUUUACAAAAGGCUAAGGUAACAGUAUACAUUGAAUAUUUUGCUUAUCUCGUUUAAACCCCCAAAGAAUCUGAAAUUUGGAAAAGCUCCCAUUGUUGUUGGAUUUAGUAAUAAACCUCCAUGAGCUUUUACUUUUCUAGAAGCAAGUCCAUGAAAACUUCCAAUUUACACAGUCAAAUGUCCCCAUAAUUUUCUCUUACUAUUAGCAACAUCCCAUUGGAUUUUUCAAUAAAGAUUAAAAUACCCUUUAUAGAACUUCCUACCUCCUGGGCCGGCCCUCAACAGACCUGAAAGAGAUCUAGGUUGACCCAACUAGAAAGGGUCUGGAGAAAGACCCAAACUGUCCGUCAAAGUUUGUGUCAAAGACAGGGCCCAAACUCAUCGCACUCACUUGGGGUGCAGGCCAGGGCCAUGCCCAACCAGGCCUUCCAGUCCCACCAUGUGCAACCCUCUUGUACACCUGGAAAUGUACCAAGCCUGACCAUCCCCCCAAAGUGCUACAAGCACAUCCAUCUUGACGCAGCAGAAAUUUGAAGAAUUGAUAACUUGAUCACAUUUCAGCUUUGGCUGUGUAUUCUAGAAGUAAAAUCACGACCUUGAAUCUAAAAGGAAUGUCUCUUAGUUGAAAAACUCAUUGCCCUGAAUCCACAGAACAAAGAGAUUUCGGCCCUUGAGUCCACAAGGGGUUGAUCCUGAGUCCACAGGAUUGAAAAUGGCUCCCUAAAUCCACAAGGAUAUCAGAAUCUACCAGUAGAAGGAGAGAACCUCUAAAAAAGAAGGAAACUCGAAAUUGAUUGAUAAAAACAUGCCUCCUUGGGGCUACAAGGGGGGCUCUAUUUGGAGGUCGAAAAUUAGUUAUAACUAACCUAUAAAGGGAGAAAUCUAUUAUGAUUUUAGAAAAUAAGGAAAAAAACAAAUUAAACUUUCCUAUGAAAAAAGAGGAUUCUGUUAGAAGGCCCCUAAGAAAUAGGAAUGCCCUAAAUAGAAUAGGGGGAUUAUUUUACAUGAAUAAGAUGUGAGAAUUUAAGAUUUAGGCUCAUUAAACAUGUGACCAAAUCUCUUAGUGGGCCAUUUGAAGCUGAAUUUGAACGAAAUAGAGUCUUCACUUCUCUUGAGUCUCUGAUUCGCUUGAGUUGGUCUAAAAUUUCGUUACACUUGAUUCUAUUACAUUUUAGCCUUUUCGACACAGAUCUUAUUAGUUCCUCCACCUGGGUCAAAAAUCUUCCAUUCCUCAUUUGAUAGCAGUUUUUUGGGCUACAUCACGUUGUCUAACUCUGAGAACCUGACUUGACAAAGACUGCCUGUUUAUCCCCCUUUGACUUGGGUAUGAGGCCAACUGUCCUCUCAAUUGGACCUGCCUGGCUAUGACACCCCUCCUACCUGACUUGGAGGGAUAAGAUGAUUGUCCUCCUGGACUUACCUUCUGGGUAGCACAUAUUCUAUUAGGCAUUACCUGGGGAGACGGAGUAAGGAGAAGGUAGGUGUUAAGGUUUUACUCAAGGGUGGGUAUGUUUCUUAUAUAGUUUGAACACUGUUAAAAUAUAGGACCUGAGGAGUGUGAUGAUGGUAGUUGACAGUGGGACUUGUUUAGAAUUACCUAUAUUAUGAGAGUUUAUCCCUAGAUUCCGAAAAAAUAAUGGCCUUUUCCUUAUUCAGAAUAAUUACAAGGGCUUGGUAACCCAAUACCCCAAAUUUUCAUGUAACCCAAGAAGUAUUUUUUGUCAUAGCUAUUCAUGGUUUACGAUUGAAUGGCUUUGAUUAAGGUGCUAUUGGUUGUCCAAUGACUCCAAAUUCACUGUUCAUGUGAUUGAUUGGUUGUCCAAUGUCCAGCAUGUGAUAGAUAACUGAGAUAAUUUUGCAAUUCAGGUUCUUAUCUUUUUUUCCUUUUCACAGGAUUCCAUUUGGAUACAGAGGAAUGUGAUAACCUUUUGCCAGGAUUCAUUGAUUCAAUAAAGGGGAUAAGACAAGGCGAAACAAAAUCAUUUCUGCUUACAUUCCCAGAAUCAUGGGAACAAGAACAUCUCCGAAGUGUCUGUGCACGUUUCACGGUAUGUUGUUCUUAUAUGCUGUGCAACCCUCUAUUGUGGCCACACAGGAAAAUCUUCUCCCAAUGUCAGAAGGCAUAUGCAACUCUUUUCUGCUGAACAGAUAUAAAUCUUCAUGAGUCUGGCAUCUAGAGGAGUGUGCUGGUACCUACUCUUUGACGCCAUACAUAUGCUAAAUGGGACAUGCAGACAUUGGAUUACAAGAUCAUGUCAUCAUUUCUGGCUAGUUGAAUGGCAUGAUAAAGAGAGGUGAUCAUGGCGUUGGAUACCCACCGAUCUGUACGAUUUUCACAGUUUAUCCAUCCAACUUCAUGCUUGUAAAAGGAAAAUAAUUUUCACUUGGGACUAUGCAAGAGGCAGCACUUUUUCAAUCAAGUGAAUUUUCAGUGUCCUUCCGGAACAUCAGAUUCCAGUGAAGAAAUAUUCAUGCCCAGAGCGCGUGCUGUUGAAAUGAGUAUUAUUCAUUUUUCAGUGCGAAUGGCAGGGUGAUAAGUAGUAAAAACUGAUAUUUGAUCGCACUGUACAUACAUUCUUGCUAAAAUAAGACAAACCUCGCAUAUACAUAAUUUAGGUCGGAGAUGUCUGCUCGCUUUGAUACCAACAUGCUGACUUUUUUCAAUUUUUUAUGUUCUUCAAUUUUGAAACUUUUUUCGUAUGGUUUGCCCGUAUUUAGCAUUUGGUCUCCAACUUUGUUACGUUUUUUUCCUAGGUUGUAUGCAAAGAACACUUCUACAGAGAUUUUCCGGCACUGGAUGAUUCGCUUGCUGAAAAGCUACUCCCUGGUUGCACUACAGUGGAACAGGUUUCUCCAUCUGGCAUGCUAGGCAAUAGUUAGAAGGAUACUUAUCAAGCGAACAUAGUAUCUUUCACUCUCUUAGUUUUUUUUUUUUUUCGAAAUGGUUGUCGUGUUAUGUAGUUAACUGGGAUGAAUUCUACCCUUUUUAUGAAUAUUCAUCAAUCGUUCCCUUGAAAAGAUUCCUUAUGGAUACGUUGGACAGGUUAAAGAAACAAUAUUGGAGAGGUGUAGAGAGGUGGAACAGAAUGCUAAGGAGCAGGCAACAGAUAAUGCAAUUCUAGAUCAAUUAUCCAAGGUGAUUCGACAAUUUUCCAAGAUAUUUUUCCUUUGCGUCUGUUGAUUGAGUGAGGCAAGAAUUUUUGAGUGAUCUGAACUUGAGAUUGAUGGAACUAUUUAUAUAAGAUUGUGGUUUCUUCCGUUUCUUUGAGUGUGGUACCGAUACGAAUUUCGAGAUAAUGGCUUGCCGUCAUCUCAGCCUAGGAUUAUUUCGAACUCAUUACCUCUUUAUUUAGGGAUGAAUAGUUGUCCUUAUCUUUAAUGGCUGUUUUAUCUUCUCUUUUGAAUUGAACCUGUAUUCACUUUUAAGUUGAUCGACAUGAACCAAUAUGUCAUCAUUAUCAUUGUUUUUAGGUUGCUGACGUGAAUUUUAGUGUUCCAACUCUUUUGCUGUUUUCGUCUCCCUCUGUUUCGAAGUCAACCAUUUUUCUGGAUCCCGAAUUUUAAUUCCUUGAUGGCCAUCCCAUGAUCUGAGGACUGUUGUGUUGACGUGGUCUCUCUGUUUUCCAUUAAAAAAAAAAUCUCAUUUUAUUUUCUGAAUUUGCUCUUCCCUAAACAGCCACUUAUUUUCUUCCCUCCUAAUUCCACUUAUGCUGCUCUAUCCUGUGUGUAUCUUAAUGUCUCAGAUCAUUGAGGUCGAUAUUCCACAGUCCUUGUUUGAAGAACAAGGGAGAGAGCUUUAUGGAGCUCAUCUUUUACAGCUACAGGUAGAAAAUCUGUAGACAUUGUAAGCUUAUCCAAAGCUUCACACUUUAUGAAUUUAAUGUCACUUUCAACACAGGCAAGCCGAAAGCUAGAUGAAAAUCAGUUGUCCUAUCUUUCAAGCGAGAAGGCUGUAAAAGAUUACCUGGAAAGUCAGAAGGAAAAGAUUGAAAAUGUUAUCAAACAGAUGUUAGCCAUUGGAGAGGUCUUCAAGCGCGAGAAUCUGCAGGUGAAUUUUUUUUUUGCUUGUUGAGUAGAAGCUUUUUCUGGUCCCUGACCGUCCGUUUAAUUCAUUCCUACGUCUAUUCAUAAGUCUGACAUGUUGUUAGAAUUGAAUGAGCUAAUGUUCCUGCCAAAUGCAUCAUUCAUCGUUUAAUGACCCAAAGUUACCGUUUUUAGUCAUUUUUUCUGUAAAACCUUUGACUUGAAUAGAAUUGGCGGGUCUCUUUGGGAUCAGUGCUGAUGUUCAAUAAAAGAAAUUUGAAAUUAUUUUACAGAGUAGCCUGAUCCAGCUGCCAUUCAGUUUCCCUUUCCUAGUCAACGGUAAUAAGAUCAAGUACACAUAGACAAGGAAAAUGUGUGUCCCGAUCAUGCAUUCAGUGCAGCUCAAUCCCUUUCCUAGUCAACGGUAAUAGUUUGCCAAUUUUGGCAUUUCUGCAUUCAUGGAUGCAAAGAAUUAGGUCUCUGAAUUAUUUAUUCUCAAACUUUCCAUAUUCCUACCUAUCUUGCUUUAGCUCCGAGUUCAGUAAUAUGUUUCAUAAUAAGUUUCAUUUAGACGUGAAUAUAAAGUCGCCUCAUUUUGUGAAUUUCCCCAAUCUAUAUGAUCCCCAGAUUAUAUCCUAGGCUCUUUAUGUCUUGACAUAUUUAUAUGAAAAUAUAUAUGUGCCGAAUGUCUCAUCAGCCGCAGAACUGAAAAAACAGAAUGUCAACGGUUGAAGUAUAUGAACACCACCACAGGUCAACUGACCCCCUCCCCCAAACCUUCGUUGCAGCUUUCAACGGAGGAUCUGGUGAAGGAAGUUGAGAACUCCGUGGCAGAAUUCAAACGGCACAACCAAGAAUACGAUGAGGAGCGCGUCAAGCAACAGGUUUGGACCUCUAUUCCGUUCUGAUUUUUUUAUUUCUCUAGAAUUAGUGAUAAAUGAAAUUUUCCUGGGUCUGUUGAUCGAAAAAAACCCUUAAAUUUUUAUUUUAUUUAUUUAUUAUUUUGAAUGAUAAAAUAUCUUGUUAUUUUCCCGUUAAAUAUUUCAGGUGCAGGAAAUCCUAGAGGGAGCAAAGGUUCUGGAAUGGCUGAGAGAAAAUGCCGACAUCCAGUACAUCUACCGCUAA
Messenger RNA from Spirodela intermedia, 9659 nucleotides. Lineage: Eukaryota; Viridiplantae; Streptophyta; Magnoliopsida; Alismatales; Araceae. The record is from the annotation of a GenBank genome assembly.